Messenger RNA from Esox lucius (northern pike), 4584 nucleotides. It is a transcript of the gene dcaf12, whose product is annotated as DDB1 and CUL4 associated factor 12. The coding region runs from base 393 to 1844 and encodes 483 amino acids. Gene Ontology annotation, cellular component: Cul4-RING E3 ubiquitin ligase complex. The record is from RefSeq and is a predicted model, not a curated record. Lineage: Eukaryota; Metazoa; Chordata; Actinopteri; Esociformes; Esocidae. The transcript has 10 exons. Gene Ontology annotation, molecular function: protein binding.
AAUUUCACUGCGACUGCGCGAGGCAGAAUGUUGUUGCCGUUGGUGACGCGGUUUGUAAAGAAAGGAUUGGAGAAAAAUAUAGAUAGAAAUGGAGAGGAGUCACACAUUGUGGUUCCUCCACAGAAGCUAAUUCUAUCAGGUUUCAAGCUACAGUAACCUAGCUAGGCGCAUAGCUAUAGUGUACGUUUCGAAGGCUGGAGUGGAGGUUACGUUAGCUAGCUACUGUAGCUAGCUAGUCAACCUCACCCUACUAUAGGGCCUAUGUGAUUGUCCUUUCCAAACGCCCAACUCUGCAGAGGAAGACAACAAAAUAGCUAAUCGCCAUUAUAUGAUCCAGCACUCAGCGUCAUUAUUGCCCUCCAUGUGGCUGAGGGGCUUGUGUGUGUCAGAUUAUGGCGAGAAAACCAGUUAGCAGGAAGAGGAAGGCAGGGGAGUCCAAGGACCAACAACAGUUGGGCUGGUGCCAGUCUGCGCACAAGCGGACGCGCGUGUCGUCCUCGUCCCGGCAUGCACAGCAGUGGUGGCGUAGCCGGCUCUCGGUGGUGUGCGCACUCAGGGGGCGCGAGUUUCGUCCGCAGCAGCAACAUGAGUGGCGGCUCCAGCGUAGCCUGCGGGGCUUUGCCGCCGGCCGUCUUCCGGGCAUCCUCAAGGAGCGCGAGUUCUCCCUGGGCCGCCUCAACAAGGUGUUCGCCUCCCAGUGGCUCAACCACCGCCAGGUGGUGUGUGGAACCAAGUGCAAUACGCUAUUUGUGGCAGAUGUUCUGACGGGGCAGAUCACCCGGAUCCCCAUGCUGAAGGAUGGGCACGGUUGCGGAACGGGGAUCGGGGGGACUCCAGGGGCCUCCUUCCUCCCCGGUAGUGGCUCUGUGUCCGGGCUAGACCAGCAAGGCUGCGGGAUCCACGCCAUCGAGCUCAACCCCUCCGGUACGCUACUGGCCACCGGCGGAGAUAACCCCAACAGCCUGGCCGUCUACCGGCUGCCCACCCUGGACCCGGUGUGCGUGGGCGACGAUGGCCACAAGGACUGGAUUUUCUCCAUUGCGUGGAUCAGUGACAGCAUGGCUGUGUCUGGGUCGCGGGAUGGUUCCAUGGGCCUGUGGGAGGUGUCCGACGAGAUCCUGAGCCAGGCCAUGAAACAGCAGGACGAGGAGGGAGUCCCCUGCUACUCCCACAUCUCCCACCGUGCCCUCGAGGACAUCCCCAAGGAGUACACUAAUCCCUACAACUGUAAAGUGAGGGCCUUGGCCUUCAACAACAACCACAAGGAGCUUGGUGCUGUUUCCCUGGAUGGCUAUUUCCACCUCUGGAAGGCAGAGCAAAACCUGAGCAAGCUAUUGUCCACGAAGCUGCCCCACUGCAAGGAGAACGUUUGUCUGGCAUAUGGUCAGGACUGGUCUGUGUAUGCGGUGGGCUCUCAAGCCCAUGUGUCCUUCCUUGAUCCCCGGCAGCCCACUCACAGCAUCAAGUCAGUCAGCUCCAGAGAGAGAGGAAGUGAGGCAACACGAGGCAUCCGGUCUGUGAGUUUCUACGAGCACAUAGUGACUGUGGGCACGGGCCAAGGGUCCCUGCUGUUCUAUGACAUCAGGGCCCAGAGGUUUCUGGAGGACCCUUCCUGCCCGGCCAGUGGGUACAGACAGCGCCCAGGAGAAGGCAUCCUCAAGCUGACCACAGGGAAGGGUUGGCUGAAUCAUGACGAGACGUGGAGGAGCUACUUCUCAGACAUCAACUCGUUUCCCAACGCGGUGUACACACACUGCUACGACGACUCCGGAACCAAGCUGUUUGUUGCCGGCGGACCGCUGUGCUCGGGUCUUCACGGCAACUACGCAGGCCUAUGGAGCUAGCCUUUUCUUCUCCUCCGUCUUCGGUCUCCCCGCCUCCUCCUCUUUCUGGUGUUUCACUCAGUCGUCCUUCCAGUCUCGUCCCUCCCUCACUUGUGGACUCAGGAACAUGAUCUAGCCCCCUUCUGAUCACUGCGGCUUCCAUAUUGCUAUUGUGUAUCUCAUUAACACCUUUUUGUUGCAUCCCUCCAUCCUCCCUUGAUCUUAGUCCUGUCUUUCAGUUAAUUUUUUCCUAAAGAUGAGUAACCAGUGAUGUUGUAAUGAGCUAAACGGUCCGCCUCUGAAACCAACAACAGUAGAAGAUUUCAUUUCAAUUUGCCCACCACACCACAUGGAUUAGACUUCUCUUUUUCUGGUCAUGUUUUUGUCCACUUUUAGAAGUAUGUCACAAUGGCACAGGCAGUUUCCUUGAGCUGACAUUCUGGACACUUAAGGUUCCCUUAUCCUUCUCUCUCUCACUCUCUCUGAAAUGGACAGCGAUAUAAAUAAAGAGAUGAGCAGGAAUAUAAAAUGGACAAUAUGUUUUGAAGGAAGGAACAGGAGACCUUUUUAAAAAACCAAGAGGACUUGCUCUUUUCGGACCAGCCUGUGCCACGACAGCCAAUAACAGCCAUAACGAUGAAAAAAACAACCCAAUCAGACACAAGGUGAGAAGAAGCAGAGGAUACAACCAAUCAGACAAUGGCAGCCACUUGCUCUUUUUCUUUUUUUUUUCCUUCCUGACUGAUGAUGUAAAUGAGUGCUGACUGUAGAAGCUAAAUGCCAUAGGUAUUCUGCUCUGAGUAAUCCCGGAGAAUGGUUAUUUUAUUUUGAUUCAGUGUGAUUUGACAUAAACGUACACUUGUUGAUAUUAUUACUAUCUUUAUUGUUAUUUAUUUUUUCCCCUAUCACCUUUAGUUCUGGACUAAGCCAGUCCCAUACAGAAUGCAGUUUCUGCUUGUUCUUUACUCCCAGUAUCUGGUACAUUCAUGCCAGUUGUUGUCCGGGGAGUCCCUUCGCUUGAGGGAUUUAUCGCAAAACAUGGUCAAUUAGUCAGCCAUCUAACUUGAAUAGACCUUCGCACAUGCCUGUAGAUGUUAUAGAUGAUCACUUAGACCAAUUCAAAUUCAAUACCACCUUUCUUUUACAAGGUUUUUAACUCUAGCUUGCUAACUCUCUGAGUAUGAUUUGUGACACAGCCCCCAGGUUUCAAUGUUCAAAGCCAGUUUCAGAUCUAAGAACAAGGAUACAAACCUGUAGACGAUGCUGACCUGGAGUCCCCAAAACUACAUCAGCCCCUUCCCCCUAGGCACUAAAUCUUAGGUCCUGAAUAGUUUUAAGCUAUAUGCUGACAGCUCUGUAGUGCUCUUUGAUAGGCCUGGUGGCAGCGUUGUUCUGUUUUGCCAAGACAUCCUGAUGUCUGACAGAUCUGGGGGAUGUAUUCACUAGAAACCAAAUUGAACUAAACAUUGCAGGACUUGACUACAUUUGUCCAAUAGAAGCUCUUGUUGUUGAAGACGUUUUACCGCUGCGAGUGAAGGAUUUUCAUUGUCAAAUGUUUGGCCAGUGUUUGCUAUGAUCUUGGUGUAAAUGAAUACACCCCUGGACAAGUGCAUAUGGUGUAGGACUGUAUUUGAAUACCUAUGGAGGCACCAUCCUUUUUGUCCCUGUUGGUUGAACACACUUAUUUCACCUUUUUCUAACAAGGGAUACAUUUUGCCCAGUUCCCAGACGAGUGUUCCAUUUGUCUAGCUGUGCAUCAAUCCACCUGGCAAAUUAUGUCCAGAGCCGUUCCGUGUCUGUCUGGCAACACUUUUCCCACGACCAUAGAUACAUCUGUAAUAUGUUGACUGUUCUGAUUGCAGGGUCGUCGUUUCCAUCGCGAAACAGCGAAGAAUUCCAUCCAGUUCUAUGAUUCCAAAUCCAUCUAGUUUGGUUUUUAUGCUAAAUCAAAACCAAACAUGGAUUCCAUACUGUCUUUGCAUCUGUUUGUCUAGCCAGUCAGCCUUUUAAGUGGACAACCUGCUCCUGUGUAUUGGCAGUAGAACGGAAGGUGUCCUCACAAACCUUUAUCCUUGUUUUCAUUUAGUUGAAAUGGGCUGAUGGGUACUGCAAUCAGAACAGUCUGCCAAUUAGGGAUACCGUCCAACGAGGGACAGGUGCUGCCAGAAUGGCUACAGUCAACGGUACUAAUCUCACGCUUUUGUUAUUUAAUGCCCUGACACGGAAUGUUGUUGUUAAAAUAACUGCGUACGCUGACGCCGUGCUUCAUAGCGAUGAGUGUAGCUGCUCUUUUCCUUGUGUGCUAAGACAGCUUUGAUUUAAGUAACGUUGUUACCUUUCUAUAGUCUUUCUGUGAAAGACUGUUGCGGGCUUACAUUGUUUUGCUUUUUUACAUGGAAAUUUGCUUUGGUUUUCAUUAUAAUGUGAGAACAAAACAACAGACCCUAAUUCCAACCAUAAAUAGAACAAAUUUAAAAAAAAAAUAACAAGUUUUAAAGUGUAUUUUAUAUAUAAAUGUGUAUAUGUAAAAUGCAUAGGGACAAAUGCAUACAUUUCUAUGUAUACGUUUGAGCAAGUGUGGACUGACCCAUGUCUUUUCUUUGGUGGUGACCUCUUUUAUACACACCUCAUGAAUGUUUUUACAAAUUACUGAACCUGAGGAUAUUGUAUGAUAUCAACAGCUGAAACCAACCUAUAAAAUCUUUAGAGAAAAUAAUGACAAAAAUAAAAAUUAUAUUGAUGUAAUAUUUAUCAGAUUUCA